Messenger RNA from Syngnathoides biaculeatus (alligator pipefish), 1695 nucleotides. It is a transcript of the gene b9d2, whose product is annotated as B9 domain containing 2. The transcript has a single exon. The record is from RefSeq and is a predicted model, not a curated record. NCBI's taxonomy places the organism in Eukaryota, Metazoa, Chordata, Actinopteri, Syngnathiformes, Syngnathidae. Bases 395 to 922 code for a protein of 175 amino acids. Gene Ontology annotation, biological process: cilium assembly. Gene Ontology annotation, cellular component: MKS complex.
AGCCUUCUACCCGCAAGGCGGCGCUGUCCCGAUUGGAUUUGCUUGCAAGCGGCCAAGAGGAAGUAGGUGAGGCGGACUCGUUUGUCCCUGGCGUUUGUCUUUUCGGCCCAGCUUUGUGCAUCCAUCGCAGCAUUGCGCUAACCAGACCGCUUCGCCGUAGAGGUUUUCUGCAGAUUCCUGACACAAAGUUGACGACUCAAGUAAGCCACUUCAAUGCAAGGGGAGCUUUUUGUCCCGCCUAUCAAUCAAAGCGCCGGGUAAUACGAGUGACGGGAAGGAGCGGUGUUGUCAAGGAUACGUCAGCCCACGACGCUAGCAGCGACGUAGCUCGUGUGCGAAGAGGAUUUCAAAAAAAGACUUUGUUUUUGCCACGCCGGGGUGCACUUUUCGUGGCAUGGCCGAGCUGCACAUCAUAGGUCAGCUGGUUGGUGCCACGGGAUUCCCUCAAAGCCGUCUCUUUUGCAAAUGGGGGGUUCACACUGGCGGAGCGUGGCGUCUUCUCUCGGGUUUGAAGCAGGGUCAAACCCAAGUUGACAGCCCCCAGACGGGAGACAUGGCGUACUGGUGCCACCCUAUCGACCUGCAUUACGCCACCAAGGGACUCCAAGGUUGGCCCAAGAUUCACCUCCAGGUGUGGCACCAAGACUCUUUCGGUCGCUGCGAGUUGUUCGGAUACGGGUACUGCCACGUCCCCUCCAGCCCUGGACAUCAUCGGGUCAGCUGCUGCACGUGGAGGCCCCUCGGCACCUGGCAGGAAGAGCUAUCGCGAAUGUUUGUCGGCGGGGGGCCGCAGCUCAGGAGCCCGGAUCUCAUCUACAGCGGCGCGGACAGAUACAGGUUGCACACCGUGGCCAUGGGCACCGUGGAGCUGGAGCUCGGCAUCAUCGUGAGACACUUUGACAAAUAUGGCGUCGAGAAUUGACACCGAAAUAACUCGCGUGCUAUAUAUGAUGUCUUUACAUAAAAGUGAACCACAGACCAAAAUGCCCUCUGAAAUCACACACACGACCAACCAACUUGUUUGCAAAAUUCUGUGAAUUUUGACAUUUAACGUGGUAAUAACCCAGGAAUGUACGAAAUUGAAUAUUUUCUAUUCAUAGGGGACUCAAAUACAUAUUUUAAGCAUAAUAAAUCUUUAAAUGGACAAAUCUUGCCCCCCCCCGUUAUCUAGAAAUUUGCUGCAUUCGGUUUAUGAAUGGAUCGGGGGAUGCAUAUCUCACUUAACGUUUUUAUUUCAAACUUUGUAAAGAGCUGCUGUACUCAGAAAUAAAUUUGUUGAAAUGUCAUGCUUUGUAAAAAAAAAAUAUUUUGCAUGGAUGUAUGCUUAUGAGAAAGCCUUGAAUGUGAUACCUUACCAUAUACAGACUAUCACAUAACCAAACCGGGAACAGAGGUGAGCAGACUUCUUGUUCGGUGCGAUAACAAGCAUAACUGCUUGAACCUGAAAUUUAUAAAAUGUUUUCUUUAUGGCAGAUGAGACAAAAUUUUUAAAAAACUAUUUAUAUAUUGUGUAUACUCUACAUAUACUGUACAGUUGAAUGCAGAACUAUAUGAAAAGACGCAUAUGCUUUCCCACGACCUCUUCACUGACAGACUAACUUUUUAUAUUUUUAGGUCAAUUAGGAUUAUAACAUUAAUUUGUAUGUGCCAAAUGCCAGAAUCAUUUUGAUUAAAGUUUUUCACAAUUUUCUUUCA